UGUAACUGGGCUUUCUCGCAUUAAACGCUAUUGGCGUUGUUGGUAUGCAUUAGUCGCUGCACUGAUUUGUGUGUGUGUUGUUUUUAAUUUAUUAAAAGCGCUAUUAAGCAUGCUAUGUGAAAAGUAACUCGAAUACCAUAGAGCUAAGCUUUGAGAUUCGAUUAAAGCUAAGCUUCAUUCACCCACCCUGUCAAAAUUAUGUCUAAUGUCGAUUUAAGACGGCAGCUCUUAGAAUUUUUUCAGGCUAACUUCCACAAAGAUGUAAAAUUAAUAGAUAUUUGCCGAGCUGUACAACAGCCGAAAAAAGUAGUUAAUAGUGUCCUGUAUAAUUUGAGAAGUGAAGGUAUUCUGCAGAAAGUAGUAGAAAGUCCUCCAGUUUGGAGAGUAAAUGACAAGUUAUAUGACAGGUACAAUCAAACACCCGUUGUCCCAGAUGUAACUCCCUAUCACUACACUUUGAAAGAUGAAAGCGUUAUGCCAUGUAUCACCAAAAAUAAUAAUUUUGCCGUUUUAUCUUCAGUGGAAAAUAAUAGGUCCGACCCAAUGUAUGUUAAGGAGCAGUUGGUUGCCUAUCACACAGUAGUCAGCAGUAGCACAUCAGAGGAAUUUUGCCAGUCAUUUAAUGGUCGUCAGAUUACGGCACCUACUUUUCCUAUGCAAAAUGCUGGGAGUAGCAUUAAUCCGUCAGUACUUCUGUCAAAACCUGCUGAAGCAGUUCUUAACAUUUUGCACAAACAAAAAGGUCCAUUAUCAUCCAAAGCUCUGUGCAGUUUAUUGGGAUUUCCCGAACAUAUUGUGAAAAUGGCUCUUCAACACUUAAUAUCUUUAGGACUAGUUUUUCAAGAUAAUUAUUCCAUGUUUUGCACAGUUGUUAAUAAAAGCAAUGCAAUUCCACAGGAUGACAUUGUAUUGCGUAUCAUAAAUUAUCUGAAAAGGGCUCAAACAGCUAUACAUACCAAAGAUCUUGUUAAAGGAGUUGGACUCAAUAAUAAAAAGGAGAUUAAUCCUCUGUUGUAUAAAUUACAGCAAAAAGGAGUGGUCACCAAAGUGAAUGAAUCUCCACCUAUGUGGCAACUAGGAGAGCAAAUGGUCAACAGUAUCGAUAAAACUGUGAAACAAACAGAUGUCAACUAUAACAAGCGGGAAGACCAAACAUUUAUGCACAAUGGAAUACCAACUUGUGCACCAAAAGAAAUUGAAUACACAAAGCCUUUGACUCCAUUAGGUGGCCGGCAGAAAUACAAGAAUGGAGUAAAAGGCUUGUUGCCAAACAACCUGUCAUAUGAGGAGUCAAGCUCUGCGAAUGAAUCGACUUCCGAAGUGAACGCGAAUAACGCGUACGCUGAGCCUAAUAGGUCUCAUAUGAAAAAUGGAGGUGAUAUACCUGACAAUUUGCUGAAGAAUUAUCAGGACGGAGCUUCCAUUGACACUGCAUCGUUACCGAUGACUCCUGACUUAAUGAAUUUGAUGAGCUCCUUGCAGACGCCAAGUAUGACCAAAAACAACGAAUCUUGCAAGAUGGGUUCUGGUUCAUCCAAGUCAUCUCCUUCAGACAAUGACACUCCUCAUGUCAAUGGACGCCCGAUGGGUUCAAGAAAUUCUAGACAAAAUAACGAAUCUGGAAAUGCAUCUCGGAAGGCGGCUGCGGCAGCAGCAAAAGCUGCAGCCGGUAAACUUCCCGAACCAAACUCGGCUGCUCACUAUGUUAAUGAUGUCCUCAACAGUGAUAGUUUUGCAGCCCUGAUGAAAAAUCCUGUUAGUGCUCUGUACGAAUACGGACAAAGAAACCACAUUGAUACAAAGGUAGAAAUUGUCUUAUCAGAAGGGCCACCACAUAAUCCAAGGUUUAAAGCUGUAGCAUACAUGGGUGAUGAAGAACUAUCCACAGCAUGGGACAAGACCAAAAAGGAUGCCCGUCGGCAAGCAGCAGAGCUGGCUGUCAGAGGUCUUGUUGCCAAUGGUGGAUUUGGGAAAUUUAGCUCAUUAGCUACUAGUCCAGAAACAGUGAACGAACUUCCACCUGUGGUCAGUCAGUUUGAUAUGAUUGCUGCUUUAAGUCACAAGACUUUUAAUGAACGAGUGCUGCAGGUUCCAGAAUACAUGGGCGGUCGUAAAGUUUUGGCUGCUCUUGUUAUGAAAAAAGGUGACUCUGACUGCAGGGGGACUGUGAUAUGCCUUGGAACUGGCAAUAGAUGCAUAACUGGUGAAGGUUUGAGUCAAGAUGGAUUAGUUGUAAAUGAUUCGCAUGCUGAAGUAAUCACACGAAGAGGUUUUCUCAGAUUCUUGUACAAACAACUGAAAACAUAUGAGCAUGGCAAGGAUCAUGGUGUUUUCCAGCCAACAGAAGAUGGUAAGCUUGAAAUCAGACCUGAUGUAUCCUUUCAUCUGUAUAUUUCCACUGCACCUUGUGGAGAUGGAGCUCUAUUUACGCAUAAUUUAAAACCUGGCGAAAAAGUAGAGCCUCCAGAUGACAAUGAUAGUCAACAUCAUCCUGUGUUCACCAAGAGUCUACAGGGACUUUUAAGAUCUAAAAUGGAAGCUGGUGAAGGAACCAUCCCAAUUGAUACAGAAUACAGGUUCCAGAGUUGGGAUGCUAUCCUCCGGGGUGAAAAACUGCGGACAAUGUCCUGCAGUGAUAAAAUUGCACGUUGGAAUGUCCUGGGACUUCAGGGAGCACUUCUCAGUCACAUCAUGAAACCUGUUUAUUUGCAGUCUGUUACACUUGGUAAUUUAUACCACCACGGGCAUCUGUCUCGAGCGGUUUGUUGUAGGCUUGUGGGAGAACCUGACUUAAAUGAGCUCCUUCCAGAAGGGUACCGCCUGAAUCAUCCGGACCUGGGCCGAGUGAUCGUGUGCACGCCUUCGCGUGAGACCGAGAAAACCAAGCCCCACAGCAUCAAUUGGUGCCACGAGGAUGAACGACCGGAGUUGACAAGCGGUGUUAAUGGUACCUCUGACGAAAGGGCUGGAGGACAGUUGCAAUCCCGUUUGUGCAAGGCAGUUCUCUUUCAAAGUUUCAAGGAGAUUGCUACAAAAUUUGGAGUUGAACAUCUCUCUAUUCUUACCUACGGCGAAGCGAAAAGAGCAGCCAAAGACUUCCAAGCAGCAAAAGAGGUACUCUUCAAUAGAUUCCAGCAGCUGGGCCGUGGCACCUGGAUCCGCAAGCCAGAGGAAGAGGAGGAAUUUAUGUAAUCUCUGCUAUUUAUCAGCAUUUAAUUUCACAUUAUUUAAGAGAAAAAUCUUUAGUCUUGAAAUCAAUAUAGGUUGCAAUGCAGAUCUAAACUCUUAAUGAAGUUUUAUAGUAAGCAAUUUGAAGCAGGUGACCAUUUCUAUAUUUGGAGGAUUUCUUUACUACUGUUAUUCUAAUUUGAAAGCUUAUGUAGAGUAUGUUUUGUGCCAUAUUCUUUAGUAUUAUCUAUCAUUUGAGUUUUUAAUUGUUUACUGUUUUUUAGAUAAAUGUGUAUCCUAGCAUAAUGUUUUAUGUUCCUAAGAGAUAAGAAUUUUAGAAAUUGUUGCCAAAAAAAUCUUAAGGUAAAAAGGUAUAAAAAGUCGCUGUUUCCAAGUUUGAGGUUUUAAAUCUUAUAGCUGGAUAGGUUAAAAUUUUACUGCACUUCAUCUAAUAAAUUGAAUAAAAAGUCAUUCUAAUUUAACCUAUCGAGAUACCUUCUACUCUAGUUAAACAUUUACAACACAAAUCUUAAUCUAAUAUAUGCAGUUUUAAACUCUUUACUUUGUUAGAUAGUUUGUAGAUUUCUCUCGUGUUAUUGACUUUCUUAGGUACAGUUAUUCUGUCAGUACUAUCUAUAUUCAUUCUGUCUCUAUGCAUUGUCUAACUGAAGAGGAAGUGAUCGAAAAGGAUGCUUUCUUUAGUUUUCAUCUUUUUAAAAAUAUUUCUUCUUUAAAGGAUUUAAAUAAACUUCAAUGAUUCACAAUUUUUAUUUGAAACAUAUCUGCAGAUGAUUUAAAAUAAGUGUAACAGAAUAAAUCUGCCCUUUUUAAUUUUCUCUGGUGUGGUGAGAUUUCGGCUGUUAUGGCAACAGUGGCAAGCAGGCAGGGGAGUAUCGUUACAUCACCAAAUGCUCUUUUUAACUCCUGAAUUUCAGUCCAGAUGCAUGCAGUAUUUAUAUGCAUUAAAACUGUGAUAAGAUAAAAAAAAUAAUAAAUGGAAAUAACAAAUCGGCAUUUUAGCUAAUGUUCAAUAUGGAGAUGCCAAAGUUUCCUAAUUAAUCUAAUCAGGAAGUUCUCAAAUUCUUGUACAUCCAUGUUGAAAGCUGAAAUGAUACUUGUGUGUAGUGUGCAAACUUGUCAAAGUGGUGUUAAAUGUUGUUUUUGUGUAUUUACUUAACUGUCCUUUCAGUAAUUUAGAACUGCUUAUAAGAAAGUGUAAAUAGUCAAAAUGUAUCUGUUGUAUUGUCAUGUGUUGUCUCAAAACCUGUCAGAAAUCGGUGCAGUGUUCUCAUUUCAAUCAAAUGGGAGACACCCUUUGAAGAGGUCCAUGCGAGAUUUCUCCCAUAAAUGAUACAUAAUGGACUAGAAUUAAAAAGGAAUUCAAUCGCAGUAGUCUAGUUUCCCACUCUGUCUUUGCUGGAUUUCCAGGGAAAUUCACUGUUAAAUGUUUUAGAUCAACAUUUAACUGUGAUAAAAUAAGUAUUUCCAUAUAUAUAUAUUUGAUAGAACUACCUUUUAAACCGUUAAGUUUUUUUUGUGUUUUGAACAAACUUUAUGCCAUUGAGAUCUUAUUUUGCGCAUCAUGAUUUUCUUUUUGUGUUUUUUUUUUCUUUGCCAAGUUUUUUAAGCUGUUUUUGUUACUUUAUUUUUAACUGGAGUUUUGUAUUUUUGCAUUUUACUUCAGUUGGUAUCCUACGUGAAAAAUUGACAUUUUUUUUAUGUGAUAGCAUUUACUGCAUUUUACUCAGAGUAUGUUAUAUGUAUUUUUGAGUGUUCUCUUGUGAAAAGCAGCUAGUAUUUGUUGUAAAUAUGGUUUCAUACGUACUUAUUAUUUUUAUUGAAUCAUUUUAUUUUUCAGCAUCAUAACGCAUUGAUUGUUAAAAAAAUAGUCUCGAGGUUGUAAAUUUUUUUAACGUGUCAUUAAUGGAUAAUUGUAUAGUAGUCUGCUGCAUAGUUCAAAUACAUUCUUAUUUAAUUCCAUUGACCAAUCAUUCUAAUUAUACAUUUUUGAGAACAUAAUAUAGAAUGAAAAAAUUUAUAGAUUUGUGCUUUUUUUUUGUUGAAUUUAUUUUCAAUUAUUUCAAUUUUUAACGCACAUUUUUUAGCUAUAUAUUUCAAUAUACUUUUUGAGCCAUUGCUUUAAUUUUUACAUUAGUCUUCCAAGAAUAUUUCUUUUUAAAAAAUCUCUUAUGUGUUAGAAAUUACAUAUCUGAAAUGUUUUAAUGAUUAUGCUUAUGACGACAUUAAAAACCACCUAGAAUUUCUUUGAAUCUUUGAAUAAAAAUGGCUGCUUAAUUCAGCACAAAAAUUUCUCUCAAUCUUUAAUGAUUACUUUGAUUGAAUUAAUUUGCCUUUCACUAUAAUGAAAAAUGUUGAUGAAUUAAAUUUUAUUUGCUCAUUCCUUGAAUUGGGACUUGGUUUCUGAUUUUCCCCUCCUCUAGAUUUAGUUUGAAGAAUUUGAAGAGCACUCAAAAUUACUAAUUCUACAUUAUAGCAAUUGAAGUAUAAUGAAAAUUUUAGGUAAAAAUGAUAUAGAAUUUUGAAAUUAAAAUUUUCGAACUAUUCCUGUUAGUAAAUUUACAGGAUUUUCAUAGUUUCAGGAAUACUGUUGUAGAUAAUGCAUUUGCCUAACAAAGUUGCAUAAUAGUUUAUUGUAGCAAAUUUUGUAGUUUUUUUAAAAAUAAAAUAUGUACUGAAAGUA
Argiope bruennichi is the source of this 5869-nucleotide messenger RNA. RefSeq names its product double-stranded RNA-specific editase 1-like. Gene Ontology annotation, cellular component: cytoplasm; nucleolus. Gene Ontology annotation, biological process: adenosine to inosine editing; RNA processing. Lineage: Eukaryota; Metazoa; Arthropoda; Arachnida; Araneae; Araneidae. The coding region runs from base 199 to 3192 and encodes 997 amino acids. The transcript is spliced from 11 exons. The record is from RefSeq and is a predicted model, not a curated record. Gene Ontology annotation, molecular function: double-stranded RNA adenosine deaminase activity; double-stranded RNA binding; tRNA-specific adenosine deaminase activity.